This is a messenger RNA of Monosiga brevicollis MX1, 1731 nucleotides long. RefSeq lists its product as uncharacterized. The transcript is spliced from 10 exons. Bases 1 to 1731 code for a protein of 576 amino acids. Gene Ontology annotation, biological process: cytoplasmic microtubule organization. Gene Ontology annotation, molecular function: microtubule plus-end binding. The record is from RefSeq and is a predicted model, not a curated record. Gene Ontology annotation, cellular component: nucleus; cytoplasm; microtubule plus-end. NCBI's taxonomy places the organism in Eukaryota, Choanoflagellata, Craspedida, Salpingoecidae.
AUGGAGGAUCCGCUGCUGGCCCAGCCGCCUGGCUGGCUGGCAGAUGUGCCACAGAGCUUGCUGGCAGCUAUUCGCGUGCAUGACGAUCCUACCAGCGCUGAUAUUUUUGCUCUGCAGCGAAGUUGGGAUUCGACGACGCUGGCGCAACGCGAUGUCUGGCUCAGUGAGCUCCAUCGAGCCGGCGUUGAUGUCAACGCCAUUGAUCCUGUGUCGGGGUGUGCUUCCAUCCAUCUUGUCGUACAAAGCGCGGCACCUGGCGUCGGGGACGAUGAGCAAGCCGCUGAAUGCUUGGCCCGCCUCAUCCGAGAGGGGGCCGACGUCAAUCUGCGAUGCCAGCAUUUGGGCAUGACACCGCUGCAUUAUGCUGCGUACUUUGGCGCCCCACACACCAUGGAUGUCCUGCUACGAAGCCGCUCUGUCUCUGGCAACGCGGAGGUGGACGCCAUCUGUACUGGCAUGCAAAGAGGUACAGCUCUUCACCUGGCUGUUCUUGGCAACAAUCUGGAGUGUCUCAAGCAUUUGUUGCAAGCACGCGCCAACUCGGCCAUACGUGAUGGGGCUCAGCAACGGCCGAUUGACCUGGCGCGUAGCAUGUUGUCACGUCCGAGCGAGUUUGAUGACCCUCCCACUUUGGAGGAGAUGAUUCGCUUGCUCGAGGCCGACGAAGGCCGUGCCGUUGUUCACGAUGCACCACCACGCAAAGCCGUUCAACAACCCGCCAUGCAGCCCUCGCCCACGUCAGGCCACGCCAACGACGCCUUGCGCCGCCUCCGUAAUAGCCUUAUGCCCAUUAACAUGCAAGAUGCCUUUUCCGACUCGAGUUCCGUGAGCAAUCCCAACCUUGAUGAUGGAGAGAUUGAGGUGGGCGAUCGCGUUAUGGUCCGAGAUAAGGGGCCUGGCAUUGUCCGAUUUAAGGGCCAGACCAAGUUCAAGCCCGGCAUGUGGUAUGGCAUCCAACUCGACGAUCCCCAGGGCCGAAACAACGGCACUGUUGGUCUGGUGACAUACUUUCGCACCAAGCCCAUGCAUGGCUGUUUUGUGCGGCGAAAUCGUUUGAGCAAGCUGGGCAGCCGCGUGGCCUCCCCGCAAGUAAACGACUCGGAUGUAAAAGUGACGCCUACUGCGCGGCAGCUGGCAGCCAUUCGCAUGAGCCGACGCAAGGCCACGCCGUUUACAGCCCCCACACUCAAUGUGGGACAGACCACUCGUGUGGACAAGGGCUUCUCGGAAAAUUAUGACCACUACAGUUCCAAGCAACAGCGGGAUGCCGAAGCGACGUCUGUCUACUCGGACGGGGCCAAGUCGGCGCAGCCAUCGCCCGAUGACGUGCAGGCUCGCUUCCGUAGCAAGCUUUACAAGAGCGCGGGGAAGGAGGGAAAGAAAGAAACGCCCCCCAAAGCGCUCAGACCCACAAGCCUCAAGGGCAGCCCGUAUCAGAAGAGCAGUCCUGGCGCUGCCUUUUCCCCAAUGCACGAUGCCUUUGGGUUGCAGUCUCGCGUCUUGGUGGGCAAGGACAUGGGCUACGUUGUUUACAUGGGCCCCACUCAUCUGGGAGACGGAAACUACAUUGGCGUGGCCUUGGACCGCGCCGCCGAGAACGGACACGAUGGCACUGUGGAUGGAAAGCGAUACUUUUCCUGUCCGGCCGGACGAGGAAUGCUCAAGCCUGCGAACCGCGUGUUUUGGCACGGCAAGCGAGUCUCUGACGUGCUCGAUGAGGAUGAUGAUUAA